CGGUUGGCUUUCAGUUUUAUAUGAGAUAUCGUCGGAAUAAGUGCUUCGCAAGGCAAAGAAACAGAACAAACUGAGAUUAUCAUCACUUGAGUAAAUAUUUAAAAACAAAAAUAAAAAUAAAAACAAAUCAUAAAGAUAACCAAAUACCUAUGUAUGAGAAGAGAUAAACAGCGCAAAUCUUAAAUUCUCAUAAAAGUUUCAGACGCAAAAUGAAGAAAGCUUAUUCAGACUAUCCUCGCGAUAGUCGUUCGAUUGAUAUUUUGCAUAAAAGAAAAAUUAAAUCUAUUAUAAUGUGUUCUUUUCGGAACUUUCAAAUUAAAAGUGAAAGUAAUUGCCAGAAAAGUGUUUAGCACAAAGUUUCGAAUCAAAAUUGCCUGAUUAAGUGAGAAAAUCAAAAACUGGGAAUACCGUAAUUUAUAUUUUAAACUAUUUCGGUGAUUAGUGCAAGUGUAAGAACAAUUAAUACUUUAAAAAGUUUUAGUAUAGUCUCCCAUCAGACACAAAGGAGAUUUAAGUAUUGCCUGAUAUUUUGAAUACAAGUGACCUGGUGAAAUAUUUGAAAAUACAAAUAGUAUAAAUUGCUUCAAUUUCGCCUGGCAGCAUAAAGUUAAAACAGCUAAUAUGAGAGCAGAGGAUGUACCGCGAGUGCGCAUAGCUGUUAUUGGAAAUGCCGAUGUUGGAAAAUCAGCGCUGACAGUUCGUUAUCUGACGGGUCGCUUCAUUGGCGAAUAUCGCUCAAAUACAGAUUUAUUAUAUAAUAAAACGAUCUCUUUGGAUGCGGGCCUGACGGAAGUGGAAAUCGUUGACGUAUACGCCGGAAAUGAAGAUGAUUUUCCAAUGGAACAAGUUCUUUGGGCCGACGCAUGUAUGGUCGUCUACAAUAUAACGGAUCGAAUAAGUUUGGAUUAUGCCACAAAAUGUUUGGGCGAAAUAAAGGCGCUACAGAAUGGUCCGUCCGCCUACUUGAUUGGCAACAAAGCCGAUUUGGAUCACUUACGGGAGAUACCAGAGAAGGAGGGAGCUGCCGUGGCUGCUGCACAUGCAACUGGCUUCUGUGAGGUAUCCGUUGCCGAGUACACACCUUUACUGACCAAAGCCUUCGAAAAAUUAAUUAUCGACUCCCGCACGCGUCCACAAAAGCAGAUUCGCAAAUUUUCUGUUAGCAAAAUGCUGGGUACACUGAUCGGCAGCAGCGGAUAUGGCAGCAACCGAAAUUUGGCCAUUAACCAGGGCACCGUAAUACCCUGUCAUAAGGGAGAAUUGCACAAGACACGUGUUUUGAAGCGUCGACAAGGCUUUAUGGCCACGUCCAGCUUGUGACCGGCAGCGGAGACUGACUGGUGAAGAGGGAAUAUUUAAAGGGCGGGAAUGCUACAAAUUUUGUUUGUAUAAAUGUACAUAGGCUUAUGAAUAAUUAUAGAUCAUAGCAUGUGGGGUAGAAUUAGAAAACUCCCAUUUUUCAACGUAAGGAAAACCAUGUUGCUGAGUUAAUUUGCCUUAAAUCACAAUAUAUAUGGUGAGAAUUAAUUUAUAACUUAUGUUAAUAAAAACACAGGAUACCGUUUGUAGCAAGUUUUUAUAGGGAAUGUACAAUAAAUUCAACGUUUUUUGUAUUGAAAUGAAAUUUCUGAUACUAUGUUACGUUACUUUAAUAAUAAUAUUAAUACAAUAGAAGGUUAAGAGCUGUAGAAAGAGAAACUUUGCGGUAACUAAAGAAAAAAACUACGGAAUUUGUCAAAAUAUUCAAACUAAGACGUUUCGAAAUUUCAUUUGAAACAAAAU
This is a messenger RNA of Ceratitis capitata (Mediterranean fruit fly), 1782 nucleotides long. RefSeq names its product ras-related and estrogen-regulated growth inhibitor-like protein. Lineage: Eukaryota; Metazoa; Arthropoda; Insecta; Diptera; Tephritidae. Gene Ontology annotation, molecular function: GTP binding; GTPase activity. The coding region runs from base 622 to 1320 and encodes 232 amino acids. The record is from RefSeq and is a predicted model, not a curated record. The transcript is spliced from 5 exons.